Molecule: messenger RNA, 2522 nt
Organism: Papilio polytes (common Mormon)
Lineage: Eukaryota; Metazoa; Arthropoda; Insecta; Lepidoptera; Papilionidae
Product: UPF0704 protein C6orf165 homolog
Exons: 11
Coding region: 46-2022 (658 amino acids)
Biological process (GO): regulation of cilium beat frequency
Cellular component (GO): ciliary basal body; axoneme
Source: RefSeq, a predicted model, not a curated record
AUAAUUUUUUAAUUUUACAUUUUUAGUCUAUUUAUAUAAAUAAUCAUGGCUUGUAACGAAAAUAUAAUAAAGAAUAUCGCGAAUGAGGUUACUAGGAACUGUCAGGCUAACGCUGUGUUCGUGGAGGAAGAUUUUGUAACAUAUCUUAUAGAAUUGUUACUCCUGAACCCAAAGUACGGUAAACUCUUCGCUAAAACUAUCAAGAGAGACAAUUUGGAGUAUUUUGUUAACGAAUGCGUCGCCAUGUUGACGAAAGCCGACACAGCCAUCCUAACUCUAAAAAUGCAAUACAAUAUGAUUACAAACUACGAUAAACUCCAAACUCUCAUAGACACGCAUCUGGAGUCCAUAGACAAGUGUCUAAGACCGCUCGUACAAGAGAUAAUGGAAGAAGAUCCGGCUCUUGAUGCACCAGAGGAAGCAGAUUAUAAAAAGUUGUUCAGAAAGAUAUCUAUCUAUAUUAUAUUAGCUAGUGGUCUCGGAAAUCCUAGCGGUAUUGUUACUUUAAAAGAAGGUUUAGCGGCUUUAGAGAGCGUAUUCUCUGUGGAGGAUUUAAAAGUAUUCGUCGCACUCCCCGGCUUUGAGAAGAUGAACAAUUUGAAUGAACUGGUUCAUAUCGUAUCUGGAGUAAGGUUGUUUAAUAGAGACUGCAAGAAAGGUGGCGAUGGUAUACCUGAUUUGCCCUUCAACCUGUUAGAGGCGGGCAACGCGUGUGUGUCCUCCCUAUCCAAUUCUUUAAUCACGAUAAUGCAGAAAGUGAACAUUCUAACUACCGCCAUACAAGACAGCGUCGAUAUACAGGAAGAGACGGGAAACGUAUACAUUGUCGCCACGCCAGAGUUCACUGUUGAGGACUACAACCAGGUAUAUUCUCUGCUUGCUUUUUAUCGUCAAUACGAAGUGUACACUCGCAAGUUACUUGCCGACGUGCAAGUGCUCGUGCAAAGUGCCACGCAGUGUGUGGAACGCACGCGCAAAGUGCUCGCGGAUUUGCACUCGUGUGUGAAAUAUAAAGCCGCCGUGCCAGUUGAUUCUGUUUAUCCAUUAUUCAAGAAACUAUGGCAAGUGUGGAGAGAUAUGCAGAAUAUUAUGUACUUAGUAUCGACAGUUAACCGUUUGAACACCGCUCUCAGUUCUAUACAUGAUCUUAUCAAGAUACCCAAUUUGUUGGAAAGAAUGUUGGUCGGUAAAAAAGUGUUAACUGACCAAGAACGUAUGACUAACUUGAAGGUAGAAGAGAAACUGUCGCUUGGAUAUUUGAAGACUUAUGUCAAUUGUAGCGCGUACAAUGUUAAAGAAAAAGAUGUACAAUUUCUAGGUUUUUGCGCCAUCUCUCUGACAGUGGGUGCGCUGAUGCCGAGCAACGUGAAACUCGGUCACAUCAGAUUUCAAGGAAAGCGCUAUGGAUUGUGUAGCUAUAAAAUGGCGAAACAUUUUGGUAACACACCAGAGAGGUAUAUAAAUGAAGUUCUAGAUUACGCGAGGAAUAAUCCACAUCUAAUUAAUUUGCUAAAUAUCGCAGAGGAUGUGGAGAGAGUUAAAGACGUCAGUGUUCUUGUCACCAAACCAGUGCCAAAGAUUAAGGUGUCGGACAAGGACAUACAGACAGACACACAUCCUAUGGACAGCUAUAUCGAGAAGAACUAUACUUCCGAUCUCUGGGAAUGGAAACGAAGAGCUUGUCAAUGGGCAAAUAUAGUGAAUUGUAGGACCCACUCCACACAGACUAUCUACAGUCAUCUGCGAUCUGAGAUACAAUGUCAGACUGUGGACAUGCGGGACAAGGAGUUGCAGACGAAGAAAGAAAGCGGAAUUAAUACUAUCACUAAGAACAUAUUCCUGUGGGGUUUGAGAGGACGUUUGGGAAACGGACAACAUGUUAUGCCUUUAGAAGAAAUGUUUCAUUCGGAAAAGAAGAAAGCGGCACCUCUUGAAAUCUGUGAAGACAAAUUACAGGCCGACACAAACACGAGUAACGCAAAAACAACAGCAUUUAAAGUACCAGCUUUGAUGUUCGAAUAAUUAUCGAUAACAAAGAGGGCAAAUACGUCAAUAUACUUUAGUUUAGUUUUAAUUUAGUUUAUAAUGGAUAAUAAAAUUACCGGUUAUUACGUAGAUUUUAAGUAAAUAGCUCGAGACAACCCUAUAAUUAGAACACACUAUUGCUGUCUCUGUCUUUUUUAAAGAGAAUGAAGGCAAUACGAAAUGCUUUUAAAAUAAAGUAUAUUUUAGUUAUCUCCCAAGGAUCAUAAACUCCCGCAAUUAAAAUGAAAUUUCGAUCUUUGGGAAGUUUGUUUUUUGGAGUUUGUAUUAGACUAAAAUGGUAACUGAGAAAUUCUAACAAUUUUACUUUUCACGCAGUUAUUAAAAAGACAUUUCUGUUUUCAAUUUAAACACUGAAACUGAUAUCUCUCAUUUCUGAUGAAUACGAUGAGACGUAAUAUUAGAAUUUUCGACCCUUGUAAUGACGAAACAUGCUUUUGAAUAUAUUGACAAAACUUUUCUAUGAAUUUUAAAGUUAA